AUGCAGGCAAAAAAGCCAAAAUUGAAUCGAGAAAUUAAAGAGUAACAUGAUGAGUAUUAAACUCGAUAAUAAUAGAAAUUUGAAGUAGAAAAAUCAAACAUAUGUUAGCAAUUCAAGAAAAGAAAAAAUAAUGAGAACAAUAAAACAACAUGA
Molecule: messenger RNA, 153 nt
Organism: Paramecium tetraurelia
Lineage: Eukaryota; Ciliophora; Oligohymenophorea; Peniculida; Parameciidae
Exons: 1
Source: RefSeq, a predicted model, not a curated record